Hibiscus syriacus is the source of this 1026-nucleotide messenger RNA. RefSeq names its product formin-like protein 17. The coding region runs from base 1 to 996 and encodes 331 amino acids. The record is from RefSeq and is a predicted model, not a curated record. Lineage: Eukaryota; Viridiplantae; Streptophyta; Magnoliopsida; Malvales; Malvaceae. The transcript has 12 exons.
AUGAUAAAUGUCAAGCAUUGCAGAAAUGCAAAGCUUAGAAAUCUCAAGAAGAAACAAGAAAACAGUGCAAUCCUUGCCUUAGAUGAUACAGCAUUAGACCCUGAUCAGAUUGAGAACCUUAUUAAGUUUUGUCCUACAAAAGAAGAGAUUGAAUUACUCAAGGGUCAUACGGGAGACAGGGAAAACUUGGGAAAACGCGAACAGUUUUUCCUAGAAUUGAUGACAGUGCCACCAGUAGAGUCUAAGCUAAGAGUUUUCUUAUUCAAAAUACAAUUUUAUUCCCAGGUUUCUGAUCUUAGAAAUAGUUUGGACAUUGUAAACUCUGCUGUUGGAGAGGUGAGGAAUUCGGUCAAAUUGAAAAGGAUCAUGCAAACUAUUCUUUCUCUGGGAAAUGCUUUGAACCAAGGAACUGCUAGGGGUUCUGCUGUUGGUUUUCGGUUGGAUAGUCUCCUUAAACUCACAGAUACACGAGCUCGGAAUAAAAAGAUGACUCUCAUGCAUUAUCUUUGUAAGGUCCUGAGCCAAAAGUUGCCAGAAUUAAUAGAUUUUCCAAAAGACCUUGCGACUUUGGAAUCUGCAACAAAGGUACAAUUGAAAUGUUUGGCAGACGAGAUGCAAGCCAUUAGUAAAGGGUUGGAGAAGGUCAUCCAAGAACUAGCUGCCUCGGAAAAGGAUGGUCCAGUGUCUGCAACAUUUUGUAAGACUGUAAAGGAGUUCCUUAGUUUUGCUGAAGGGGAAGUCAAGUCUUUGACUGCGCUUCAUACUUACGUGGGUAAAAAUGCAGAUGCAUUGGCUCAUUAUUUUGGAGAAGAUCCUGCACGUUGCCCAUUUGAGCAAGUCAUGGCUACUCUGCUCAGCUUUUCGAGGAUGUUUGUCAAAGCACAUGAGGAAACUGCAAGCAACUUGAAAAUGAUAAGAAGAAAGCUAAGGAGGCAGAAAAUGAGAAGCCAAAAAAUUAGUACUUCCAUGAAGGAGUCUGAAGCUCUCAGCACUUGAUACAAGGUCCAAUCGCGAGCACUGCUAUUC